This is a messenger RNA of Diabrotica balteata, 1119 nucleotides long. The record is from the annotation of a GenBank genome assembly. Lineage: Eukaryota; Metazoa; Arthropoda; Insecta; Coleoptera; Chrysomelidae.
CAAAUAUUGUAUGUACAUUUUCAGUGAGAGUUAGUAUGGGGACAGGAUUGUUUUGUGUGGUGUUUUUAUUUGUAUUAGGUUGUGGAAAUGGCUCCAAAGAAUACGAAAAUGCUUAUGUUGAAGUAACUGAGCCUCCAAUUACUCAAAACUUCUAUUUUGGUAAAACCGGGGUAUCUUAUUAUGAAGCCGUCCAUACAUGUCUAGAAAAAUCCAUGCAACUGGUUUCUAUUGAUGGUAGUAAGAAAAAUAGGGACUUAGCUAAGAUAAUGAAGGAUUCAGGUGGCGUUGACCGAUAUUGGACAUCCGGUAACAAAAUAUCCAAAGGGACGUGGUUUUGGGGAAAAGGCGAGCCUAUUGAUUACUACAACUGGACCCCUGAUAUACCAGUACAUAUGGCAAACUAUAAUCAAAAAUGUAUUAAAAUAGCCAAAAGUGAAGAUAAACUCUAUUGGGAGCAGGCCUUUUGUAACGAGAAAAACUUGUACAUCUGUGAAAAAACGCAGACAGUCUCCAAAAGGGACUGUGAUGCUACAGAAAAUUUGGUCCAAGGAAAUAGUCAUUUACAUUUUAAAUAUCACAUCGGUGAAGAGAUUAUCACAUACCCUAAAGCGUUUGAUGUAUGCCGAUCAAUGUGCAUGGAGUUAGUUAGUAUUGAAAGCGAACAGAAAAACCAGGAUAUAUUUCAAGCAUUUGUGAACGCAAAUGUAACUAGGACAAACGAUCCACUUUUUUGGUCUUCUGGCUACCACAAAAACAAAUUGAGUGCUUGGAAGUGGUUAAAUGGCGAAACGGCUAGCUUCUUUAGCUGGGCUCCAGGAGAACCCAACAACGGCAGGGGAGACGAAUAUUGUAUUGAGUUUAAAAGAACUAAUACGACUAUGGUUUGGAAUGAUCAACCUUGCGAAGAAAAGAGAAUGUUUGUAUGUGAACGGGUUUUCAAGAGGAUUCCCCAUUAUAUACGGAUAUAAUGAUUUGACGAUUUAGUACUUAAAAUACUAUUUGGUUGAGAAUUAUGUAUAAACUAUCUGUUCCUAUUGGUAAUAUAUUAUAUGUUGAGCAAUAAUCUCUAUAACAAAAAUAUAAAAUACAAAAAUUACCGUAGAUAAAAUAAGAGAAAAA